This is a messenger RNA of Pelmatolapia mariae (spotted tilapia), 1248 nucleotides long. Its product is annotated as tetraspanin-7-like. Lineage: Eukaryota; Metazoa; Chordata; Actinopteri; Cichliformes; Cichlidae. Gene Ontology annotation, cellular component: plasma membrane. The transcript is spliced from 8 exons. Bases 33 to 782 code for a protein of 249 amino acids. The record is from RefSeq and is a predicted model, not a curated record.
UCUGGUUUUGGUCCCUCAGUCUCAGAUGGAUUAUGGCUCCCAGGAGGAUGGAAACCAAACCGGCGAUCUUCUGCCUGAAGACGCUGCUGCUGCUCUACUCCUUCAUCUUCUGGGUGACAGGGGUGGUCCUGCUGGUGGUGGGGUUAUGGUGGAAGUUCAUGUUGGGUCCCUACAUGUUGCUGAUCUCUAGCAGCCCUUCCAGUGCUCCCUACGUCCUCACUGGCACCGGCGCCGCCAUUGUCCUGUUCGGACUGUUCGGCUGUUUUGCCACCUGUAGGGGGCGUCCCUGGAUGUUAAAACUGUACGCAGUGUUUCUGUCUCUGGUCUUCAUGACUGAACUCAUUGCUGGGAUCUCUGGAUUUGUCUUUCGUCAUGAGAUUAAAGGGACAUUCCUCACUGCAUACAGUGCAGCAGUGAUGAGAUAUGACGGACGAGAUGACAGGAGUCUGGCAGUAGAUGGUGUCCAACGCAGAUUACACUGCUGUGGAGUUUAUAAUUACACCAGCUGGUUCAGCAGUGUGUAUUUUCCCAUCAGUGGGAUUCCUACCAGCUGUUGUGUUCAUGUCUCUGACUGCAAUGAAGCAGACCUGAAGAACACCACUCUGGCAGCACAGAAGGUCUACAAAGAGGGUUGCUAUGAGCUGGUUGUGUCCUUCAUAGAGAGCAACAUGGGAAUCAUUGCUGGAGUUACCUUUGGUAUUGCCUUCUCUCAGCUGGUGGGUGUAACUCUGGCCUGCUGCUUGUCUCACUUCAUCAACAGCAACCAGUACGAGAUGAUCUAACAGGAAAGUGAAUAAGAUGUACAUCACCAUGGAAACGUUAGGAAAAACACACACAUACAAACACGCACUGUUAACAUUCCUGUUGUAUUUAUUUUGUGUCUUGCUGUGAAAUACUGAAAAUUGACCCCUUUGUGUUCUCUCUCUUUGUGUUGUUAGGAUCUUUCUUUUUAUGUGUGUCAGGCUCAGGUCCUGAGAAAACCUGUUGUCAGUAACAAUCAUAUUCAGAAAGCCCUCUUAGGGGCACCAGAACACUUGAAAGGCUUUCACAUUUUUAGGUUAAAGUUGAAAUUUGAUUCUGUGGCAGUGUGCUGUGUUUGAAAGAUGUGUUGUUCGUGUUUCAUAUUCUGUGUACUGUGAUGUGACAGAUUUUAUAUUUCUGUUUUCUGAAUGAGAAAUUCACUGAUAACUAUUUGAGACAUGCAAUGUUUUCAAAAAAAUAAAUGAGGCUGCGUGUUGUGUCGAUAAA